CGCUACCGAGUAUUGCCGAAGAAGCAUUGUUCAUCGUCGAUCCGCAUCGAGACGAGAAGUGUUUUCGGGGAAGCAACGUUUUACCGUCCACGUCCAACGUUAGUGCUGAUCAGUUGAGCGUCAUCAGUGGAUAAGAUUGUCAUUUUAUUGUGGACUACGCAUAGUCAAGUACGCGAAUUCAAUUGCGCAUUAUUGCCGCAGAUCGUCGUUACUUCGACUUCGGACUGGCAGUCGACGAUAGAGCCUUCAAGAAAACAUGAAGGAGAUCUUAAUCGCGCUCAGCGCGAUUCUAGCUGUAUCUACAGCUAGUGUGAUUAUAACAGCUGGAUCAACAGAUGAGCCUCUUUUGGGAGCAAAUGAAUGUACAUGGGGUCCAAGCUACUGGUGUGAGAAUCUAAAGACAGCUAAGGGAUGUAGUGCUGUCAAGCACUGUAUUCAACGUUACUGGGAGCAGAUGGAAGUUCCAGAAGAUAAUGAUAGUGUAUGUGGUAUUUGUAAAGAUAUGGUGAAACAGGCGCGGGAUCAGUUAGAGAGUAAUCAAACUCAACAAGAUCUAAGAGAUGUUUUCGAAGGUAGCUGCAAAUUGAUCCAUGUCAAACCAAUUGUGAAUGAAUGCAUCAACAUUGUGGAUCAAUUUAUCCCUGAACUUGUGGAAACUUUAGCAUCUCAAAUGAAUCCAUCUGUUGUUUGCUCUGUUGCUGGACUUUGCAACAAUGCUCACAUUGAUAAAAUGCUUUCACAGUACGAGACACCGGAAAAGAGAGAUGAAACAAAGAUUUUAUUGAAGAAUGACGAACUCGAACCUGAUGAGUGUACUAAAUGUUACACAAUAGCAAAGUAUAUGGAAAACAAAUUACACCACACAACGCGGGACAAUAUGCUCCGGCAGUUUUUGAAUAUUUGCGGUCAAUUUAGCUCUUUUUCGGAUGCCUGUUCGGCCAUUAUUGUGACUCAUUUUAAUGAUAUUUACGAUCAUCUGCAGGAUAAUUUUAAUGCGAACAAUAUAUGUCACUUAUCAGGCCAGUGCAGCGACAAAUACCAUAAACACGAAGAUACAGAUGCAGUUCCAAAAGUGGAGAUAACACCACUGUCAAGCGUGGGUAUGGUAGACGUUACCGACGAUCUUCCAUGCAAACUUUGUGAACAGCUUGUGGGUCAUUUGAGAGAUCUUCUGGUUGCAAACACAACAGAGAUAGAAUUUCAACACGUUCUUUUAGGUCUUUGUAAACAAACGAAAUCUUUUGCUGAUGAGUGUAAAGCUAUAGUUGACGAAUAUUAUCCACAAAUUUACGAAUAUCUUACAAAAGGACUUGACAGCAGUCUUGUCUGUCAAUUGUCCGGAAUUUGUCCCAGUCCUGGGAAAUUUAAUCAAGGACCAAUUUGGCCUUUACUCCCGGAAGAGGCAGCAAAAAUAGGAUUAAAUAUGGUGAAAAGCAGACAACAACUAAGGGAAGCUGAAGUUGCCAUUGGCAAGGAGCGUCCGAAAUCGGAAGCUGAAGAAAUGCAAUUGCCAAUUGAGAGAAUGAUGCCUUCUGCUUUGCUGCAAGGAGGUGGAGGUGUUAAUGGAAAAGUAACAUGUGCGCUAUGUGAAUAUGUAUUGCAUUAUAUACAAGACAGUGCUACAAAUCCUGCAACCGAGGAAAGAGUGAAAGAAGCCCUGCGAACAGUAUGUAAAAAAUUCUCUUCUUUUGAAGGUAAAUGCGAAGAAUUUGUAAGUACUUACGGGGAUGCAAUUGUGGCUAUAAUCGUACAGGAAAUCGAUCCAUCACAGGUGUGCCCUAUGAUACAUGCAUGUCCAUCGGAGGCAUUUUUAGACAUGUUGAAAAAAAUUCCUAAAGGUUUCACCAUUGAGGAAGAAGUACAGGAUAAGCCAAAUUGCCCACUUUGUCUUUUUGCUGUAACGCAAGUCUAUGAUGUUAUCAAGAAUAACAAAACUGAGGCUAACAUUGAAGCUGAAUUGGAUAAAUUAUGUAAUCACUUACCAAAGAGCUUGACUGAUCAAUGUACAGAUUUCGUGAAGGCAUACAGCAAGGAACUCGUGGAGAUGCUACUUGCAGACUUGACACCUCAGGAAGUAUGCACUUAUCUUAAAUUGUGCGACCCAUCCAAAGAUACGGGCCCGAAGCAAAAUUAUAUUUCUGAGAAGGAUGGAGAAAUACUAAGCAAUGAGAUACCUAAAUAUCCAUUACACAUAUUUCAACCUACAAGUAUUUUAGACGAUGGAGUGUGCAUAAUUUGUGAAUUUGCGAUGCAAUAUAUUGAUAAAGCAAUCGGCAACAAAAAGACGCGAGAUAAAAUUGAAAAGGCGGUGCACGGUGUAUGCAAUCAUCUACCAAAGACUGUUUCCGAAGAAUGCAAUCACUUUGUGGAUGAAUAUGCUGACGCUUUAAUUAGCGUUCUUUCAGAAGAUGUCAGUCCUAAAGAAGUUUGCAGCAUGAUUAACCUUUGCAAGACCAGCAUGGUACAAAUUCAAGAAUCCAUAACGGAAUGUGCCUUAUGUCGAGCAAUUAUAUCAGAAAUUGAUAAGCUAAGUAAUUCAGCUGUUGCGCGUGAUGCUAAAAUCGAGGCAAUUGUCGGAAAAGUAUGCAAGUAUCUUCCAGUGAAUAAACAAGAUAAGUGCGACAGGAUGAUAGAAAUUUACGGGCCGAGUAUGAUAAACAUGCAGAAAAGUAAUGUGGAAAGUGAAAAAAUGUGCAACAAAAUGGCUCUGUGCUCUCCCAAUGAUUAUUUUGCAAUGUCAUUCAAGAGCUCACGUGUAAUGCGAUCCAUCCCAGAGCUCAAGAAGUGCACAUGGGGCAAAUCAUUUGUAUGCGGAAAUGAGGAAGUAGCUAAACUUUGCAAUGUGGAUAUGAGUAAAGUAAAACUUGAUGUAAUUAAACCAUGGAUCACAACGAAAAUUACACAAAUUCUAGGAAUGGAAGAUGAUGUUGUGAUAGAAUUUGUGAAUAAUCAGCUCGAGGAAAAGAGACCGUUGGUGGGGCUCAACCCUUUUGUCCAAAUGGCAUUCGGAUGUGCUCCUCUCUACAUCCGAUUGGCCGCCUUUCUAUCAGCCGUCAACCCUAGCAUCAACUGUGGUGGCAGUUGGUAUCUCAACGUCACCUUAGAACCGCCAACAAAUCUUCGCAGCUACGCCGCGACACACCGUCGACAUCAUCGUCGCGGGACCGCCGGCAUCAUGAGACGCGAUACAUCACGCCGUUACCGACCGUCAUCAUCACCGUCUUCUUCGGUGGACAUCACUUCUGCUCGUGCCGCUACCUUGACCGAGGUAGUUUAUCAUCGUGAGCCGCAGGACCUCGAAAGCUUCGCAGCUUUCGCCCGCCCGAGGAUCUUCAGCUGCCCGAUGGCAACGGCGUUCGCGUGUCAACAUGGCAUCAACACCGCCGCUAGCUACGUUAUCGGGUUCCACAUUGGAAUCGCCGACGUCGAAGUCAAAGAGCGAGACGGAGCGCUGCCUGAUGCUUACUUACCGCCGAAGCUCGGUUCGCGAAGGACUUCAAUAUUCCCCGAGACAUACUGUUCGGUCAAGCGCGUUGGCAUGAUUGAGGCGAAAACGGCUUCCGGAGGUAUUCCUUCACUCGACGAAGAACAAGAGAAGCUUCAAGCAUCGUUGGCGGAGAAAGAGAAGGAAAAGGAGCGUGAAAAAGAAAAAGAUGACAGUGAGAGUAAAGUGAAGAAGGAGGAAAAAGAUAGUGGCUCGUCGAAGGAGCGUAGAAGGGAUCGAAGUAGGGAUCGUGAUAGAGACAGAAGCAAAAGGAGCAGAUCGCGGGAUCGACACAGGGAUCGUGAUCGAUCGAGUCGUAAGAGAAGGUCCGCUUCGAGAUCACCGAGUAAAAAUUCGCUGAAGGAUAACGGAAAGGAUAUGCCUGAGGCUAAGGUCGAACGAGAAGACUCGCCGCAACCGGAAAAUGCUAUACCUUUGAUGCCAGUAAAAACUAAACCGGAAGCCGCAGUAGCGAUAUCAAGAUUGCAAGCCAAAUUGAUGAGCAUUGCUGAUGGAAAGAAAAAGAACAAUCGCACACCCUCGCCGGAGUCGCUGGACAAGUCAGCGAAGAAAUCACGAUCUAGAUCUAAAUCGCCGGCGAAUCGUUCGAAGAAGUCUAGAUCCAAGUCACUUAGCCGGGAUUCGAAAACGCGUCGAUCACGAUCGCUCGUUUCCAAGUCGAGGCGUUCUCGCUCCAAAUCGAGAUCUCGAAGAUCGCGAUCUAAAUCCAAAAGAUCGAAAUCGCGCUCGCAGGAUCGCACGAAAUCAAGGCGAAGCAAGUCCAAGUCGCCGAGAUCUCGUUCGCGAUCACGUUCGCGAUCCAAGAAAUCGCGGUCCAAGAGCGACGACAGAAGCAAGUCGAGGAAGUCGGGAACUGACUCGAGCGACUCAAGAUCGUCCAAGUCUCGCUCGAAAUCCCCGGACAAACGAAAAGACGCUGUCGACUCGAACAGAAAACGCGAUGGUAGCACGAGCAGCAGCUCAGGAUCCGAGGAGGACAAAGGCGCGAAGGAUAAGAAUGAUUUUGAGAUACGAAAAAAGAAGGACGGUGUGCAAGCUAAGAGAUCUUAUCGUAAGACCAAUAAGGACGACAGCGGCAGUGAUAGCGACUCCAGUCGUGAGAGAAAGUCAGCUCCUAAGAGAAGAAGCAAUUCGCCACGUAAAGACAGAGGACGCUCCAAGGAUAGAGAUAGAAAUAGAUCACGGGACAGAUCACGAGAUAGAUCGCGAGACAGAUCGCGAGAUAGAUCACGCGAUAGAUCACGAGAUAGGAACCGAAGGAGAUCAUUGGAUCGAGAACGCGACAGGCGACGUGAACGGGAGCGCGAAAGGGAGAGGGAGAGGGAGAGAUUGGAUCGGUACAGCGGUAGCCGUAGCAUGCGACCACCUUCAGUGCGCAGACCGCCUAAUAGGCGCAGCAGUCCCCCGCGCAGGAGUCCGGCAAGAUAUCGUCGUAGGUCACCGAGCCCCGAUGACAGACGCCGUAGGAGAUCGCUGGAUCGUCGGCGACGCUCGUCGGAGAGACGCGACAGACGUCGAUCGCCCGAUCGCCGUAGCAGCCGACGUCGCUCGCCGGACGGACGGGAUCGAUCGAGCAGGUACGAUAGAUCUUCCUCACGCGACAGAUCAAGUAGGCGGGAUCGCUCCAGAGAACGACGGGAUAAGGAUCGUCGAUCUAGAUCCAAGGAUCGUAGAUCGAGAUCCAGGGAUCAGAGGUCAUCGAUGGAUCGUUCGAGAGACGGGAAACGGUCUCCCGAUCGUUCGAAGGAUGCCAGGGAUAAAGCGAGGGAGAAAAAAGCAGAUGAGAAACCUAAAAGACCGUCUGAUACAGGGUCGCGAAAAGAGGUGCGAAACGGCCGGUCUAAAUCGAGUAGCUCGGAAAGUAGCGAGAGUAGUUCCUCUAGCAAUGAGGACGAGUCACUUAGGAAAUCUAUCGAGCGCAAGGUAUCACAGGAGAAGCGGGAAAGAGAACGCGAACAUGCGGAUGAUGGCAAGAAAAAGGAAAAGGAGAAGAUAUUGAAAGAGGAAUCCGCUAAACGGCCGGAGAAGGAGGUAAAGAAGAUAGAACCUGUUGUCGUGAAAAAGUCGGAGCCCAGCGUUUCUCCCAAGAAACUUCAAGUUACUUCUCUCCCUAUUACAAGACACAGAUUCUCGAAGAGCUUAUCGCGUACACCUUCGCCUUUUAAGAAGACUGAAGAUAUUGUGGCCGCAACCGUUAAGAUUAAGCAGACAAUUAAGGAAGAUAGCAAGGAUGAAUCACCGAAGAUUGGAGAAACCAAUUUCGCCGCUAGUGAUGCUUUCCCUCUAAAGAAAGAUGACAAAUCUUUGAAAACUGCAAAGUCAGUAGCAGAAGAUAAAAAGCCUGUUCAAAAAUCAUUGGAACUCCCAUUGUCCAAGAAACCUGUAGAAGCGGUGAAAAAAACAAAGAAAGAAAAGCGUGAUGGCUCCACAGAUAGUGAAGAUAGUGAUGCUGAAGGUAAGAGAAAAUCGAGAAAGCUGGAGAAACCGAAGAAAUCUAGGAAAGCAUCGACAGAUGACGAUAAAUCUGACAAAAGUAAAGCUGGCUCCAGUUCAGAUUCGGAGGAUGAUAGAAAGCAUUCAGAUAAAAAUAAAAAAGCAAGAGAUACUAGUCGAACCGAUCCAGAUGAUCGCAGCAAAGAUAGAAAGGACAGUAGAAAACGCGAAGUUACCGAAAAUGAUUCGCGAAAACGUUCAAGAAAAGAGAUAGAAGAAGAAGUGAAAAAAUCAAAAAGAGCACGAAAAGACUCUUCUUCGGGCGAAGAAGAGCAGAAAUCUAAAAGAGAUAAGAACGAAGAUGAUAAAUCCAGAUCUCGAAAGUCAAAGAAAGACUCGAGUUCCGAUGAAGAGCCCAAGAAGACGAGAAAGAGGAGAAAUACUUCAUCGGAUGAGGAAAAGUCUAAGUCCCGGAAAUCCAGAAAAGAAUCGACAAGUGAAGAUGAAUCUAAAUCAAAAUCAAAGAAAUCCAAGCGAGAUUCUAGCUCGGACGACGACGAUCUUGGAGAUAAAGACACAAAAAAGAAAAAGAAAAUCGACGAUAGUACGGACGACGAAAAGGUGAAAAAGAAGCGUAAGAAAAAGGCAAAAACCAGCACCAGCGAAUCGGAGGAGAGUGAAGUAGAAGAAAAGAAGAAAAAGAAAGAGAAGAAGCAUAAGAAACAUAAGAAGCAUAAGAAGCACAGGAAGCACAAAAAGAAGAAGGUCGCCGAUUCAGAUGAAUCUGACGUAAGUGAAGGUAAUACGGAAGAACUGGAAAAAAAACUUCGAGAGAAAGCACUAAAGUCCAUGAAAAAGGGGCAUAGCAUUGAACGAAGUGAUUGAGAGACUAACGUUUCAUGAAGAAUGUGUUGUGCGUGUAUCUCUGUAUCGCAAAGCUAAUUAUAAUAUGAAUAUGAUGAAUAACUUUCGUUUUGUACGAAGAAUUGAAUUAUUAUUUUCUACAUAUAUGGAUAUAUAU
Molecule: messenger RNA, 6959 nt
Organism: Linepithema humile (Argentine ant)
Lineage: Eukaryota; Metazoa; Arthropoda; Insecta; Hymenoptera; Formicidae
Source: RefSeq, a predicted model, not a curated record